AUGAUUGAUGUAUUAGUAAUGAAAGGUCCUAAAAGAGAUCUUUCUAUUGUGAAGGGUCCUAAAGAUAAAUUUUCUAGACGAUUUACUGCUAAUUUAUAUACUAGAGUUUUAUCUAAUGGGGAGAAGUGCGAUAGAGACUGGCUUGUCUAUUCAAAAGAGCUUGAUAAAGUGUUUUGUUUUUCUUGUAAGGUUUUCAAAAGAGGGAUUGGUAGAGGUCAAUUGAUGAACAAGAGUUUUAGUGAUUGGGCACAUAUUGGUGAAAGACUUAGAGAGCACGAGACAGGCACGAAACAUGUUAAUAAUAUGGCUAUUUGGUAUGAGUUACGUUUGAGGCUAAAUAAGAAUGAAACUAUAGAUAAAACACCUCAAAAUCUAAUUGGAAAAGAGAAAGAGCACUGGAAGAAUGUUUUGAAAAGAAUCAUUUCAAUAGUGAAAUUCCUUGCUAAACAUAGGUUGGCCUUUCGGGGUUCUAAAGAGAAAUUGUACCAAAAUAGCAAUGGUACAAUAAAAACUGAAAUCAUUAAAAAAAUCAAACAGGCAAAAUAUUUCUCUGUGAUACUCGAUUGUACACCCGAUGUAAGCCACCAAGAGCAAAUGUCUUUGAUAAUAAGAUAUGUUAAUAUUUCUUCAAAUUCUGUUAGCAUUGAGGAAUCUUUUUUACGAUUUUUAAAUGUGAAUGAUACAACUGGCCAAGGACUUUUUAAUGUUUUACAAAGCGAGCUGAAAAAUCUUGAUCUUAACAUAUUGAAUGCACGAGGACAAGGAUAUGAUAAUGGAUCAAAUAUGAAAUGA
This is a messenger RNA of Beta vulgaris subsp. vulgaris (sugar beet), 792 nucleotides long. RefSeq lists its product as uncharacterized. The record is from RefSeq and is a predicted model, not a curated record. Lineage: Eukaryota; Viridiplantae; Streptophyta; Magnoliopsida; Caryophyllales; Amaranthaceae. The transcript is spliced from 2 exons. The coding region runs from base 1 to 792 and encodes 263 amino acids.